Molecule: messenger RNA, 1390 nt
Organism: Lactuca saligna
Lineage: Eukaryota; Viridiplantae; Streptophyta; Magnoliopsida; Asterales; Asteraceae
Source: the annotation of a GenBank genome assembly
UCUCUCUCUCUCUCUCUCUCUCAACUGCAAACGGCUCCCCUCUCCGCUCCAACCAACAACGGAAAACCAUCUUUCUCACCCAACUCAGGUAGAUUCGAAGCUUAAAAUCAGUCAACGUCGGAACAACACUGCCAGAAAACGAACAGCUCUGAAUAAAAGGAAUCAAAUAAUGGGCAAGUAUAUGAGGAGGAAGUCGAAGACUACAGGGGAAGUGUCGUUAAUGGAAGUACCUUCACUAGGCGGUGUUCUUACCCGUGCAAAAACCCUAGCUCUUCAAAAAGCUACCGCUGCUGUUGCCUCUAUCGGCGCCGGUUCCUACAUUCAACUCCGUAGCCGCCGUCUAGUCAAGCCAACUUCUGAGAAGAAACAGAAGGAGACUGGCGCCCUGACAAACCCUAAUAAAGCUUCUUUACGAGGAGCGAAUUCUUCAACGCUGAAGGUUGAUGAGAAAAUUUUUUAUGGGGAGCUAGAGAUUCGUCAAAAAACUGAGAUUAAGGGUACUGUAGAUUUCGAAAUUGACGAUGAAGAAGGUUCAUUUGGGGAAAACAUGGUGGAGAUGGAAGGUAGAGGAAGAACUACUCGAGAAACAACACCAUGCAGUUUGAUUAGGAAUCCGGACAUAAUUAUAACUCCAGGUUCAUCCACAAAACCAAACAGAAAAAACAGAGUACAAAAUACAACAGCAAGGCCUAUUCCAUCAACAACUGAAAUGGAUGAAUUCUUCACAGAGCCUGAAAAACAUCAGCAAAGAGUGUUCAUGGAGAAGUACAACUUUGAUCCUGUAAACGAAAAGCCUUUAAAUGGGCGUUAUGAAUGGUUGAAAGUGGAUGAUGCUAUCAAGAAAAGUUAAUCUUUGUUCACGAUUUUAGCGUAGUUUGAAGAUAUUGGUAGAUGUAGGUGUAGAUUAGGUUUAUUAUGAUUAUGAUUAUGUUUAUGUGGGUGAUUUGUAAAGAAAGAACAUGAAAAACCCUAGUGCAGAUUGUAGACUAGAAGAUCUGUAACAUAAAGACAAGAGCUUCUAACAAGUCAACAACACGAAGAAGAAGAAGAAGAAGGUCUUCAAAAAAAAAAAAAAGAGGGGAUAUAAAAUGACCGAUUUGGCCUUAAGUUAGUUUUGAUUGUCUAUAUUUUGUACUGAUGAUGAAAAAACUAUGAAGAUCCCUUUUUUUGGUGAUAUAAAAUGACCGAUUUGGCCUUAUGUGAAUAGAAAAGGAUGAAACAUAAUGAAUCUUGAUGUUUCAAAAAUGGAUAAAUAGUAGUGUGUUGUGGUUAUAUAUAUAUGUGAACAUGUUUUUUUUAGCUGCUUGUGAGAAAGGAAAAGGGUUGGUGUUGGUGUUGGGUGGUGGGGUUGAGUUGGGAAGAAUCUUGUCUUCUCUAUUAUUGUGUCAGU